Protobothrops mucrosquamatus (brown spotted pit viper) is the source of this 495-nucleotide messenger RNA. RefSeq names its product ribosyldihydronicotinamide dehydrogenase [quinone]-like. Lineage: Eukaryota; Metazoa; Chordata; Lepidosauria; Squamata; Viperidae. The record is from RefSeq and is a predicted model, not a curated record. Gene Ontology annotation, cellular component: cytosol. The transcript has 2 exons. The coding region runs from base 1 to 495 and encodes 164 amino acids. Gene Ontology annotation, molecular function: NAD(P)H dehydrogenase (quinone) activity.
AUGGCAGGGAAAGAAGUAUUAAUUGUCUAUGCACACCAAGAGCCCAAAUCUCUAAAUGGUUCAUUUAAAACCUUAACAAUGGAAGAACUGAAGAAGCAAGGCUGUACUGUCACUGGUUCAGACUUGUAUGAAAUGCAAUUUGAGCCAAGAACAACUAGGAAAGAUAUAGUUGGUGAAUUAUACAAUUAUACAGGUCAUUUUAAUUAUGGAAUUGAGGCCUGGAAAGCUUAUGAAAAUGGAUGUCUGACUGAAGAUUUGAUUGAGGAGCAAAAGAAAGUGAACAAAGCCGAUUUGGUGAUUUUCAAGAAUAAAUUAGCUUUACUUUCAUUUACCACUGGAGGAGACGAAAUGUAUUCAAGGAGAGGACCCAGUGAUAAUAUUCGUUACCUUCUCUGGCCCAUGCGGCAUGGAAUCUUACACUUCUGUGGCUUCAGUGUCCUUUCCCCUCAGAUCUGCUUUGCCCCUGAGUAUGUGACAGAAAAGACAACAUGUUGA